This is a messenger RNA of Achroia grisella, 2145 nucleotides long. RefSeq names its product exostosin-2 (gene sotv). Gene Ontology annotation, cellular component: membrane. The record is from RefSeq and is a predicted model, not a curated record. Gene Ontology annotation, molecular function: glycosyltransferase activity. NCBI's taxonomy places the organism in Eukaryota, Metazoa, Arthropoda, Insecta, Lepidoptera, Pyralidae. The coding region runs from base 1 to 2145 and encodes 714 amino acids. The transcript has 7 exons.
AUGGCUUCAGAGUUGCUGAUAAAGACGAGCAAGUAUACUAAAUACACAUCGUAUAGAAAAGUCUCGUAUCGUAGGUUUUUCGUUGGCCUACUAUUGUUUAUUGUGGUGACAUUGGUGUUUAUUUUGGUGUUUAAUGUAUAUUCAACUAGUUCCCCACCGACAAAUUUUCAUGAACCAAUUAAUUUGGAUUCUACGAUAUUGGAAGUGGUGAAUUUGCAAAGUGAUGCGCGUUUAUCAAGUUCUCGGGUGUCUAACUGCACGUACUGGGAUUGUUUUAACGUGUAUAGAUGCGGCAGAGGUGGACACGAGAAGAUAACAAUAUAUAUUUAUCCUUUGAAGGAUUAUCGGACUCAGAGUGGAACUGCUUUUUCGCGAUUUUCAAGAGAGUUUUAUGUAAUAUUAGAUACAAUUAGAAAUAGUAAAUAUUAUACAUCUAAUCCUGAGGAAGCGUGUUUGUUAGUGCCUAGUAUAGAUACAUUAAAUCAAAACAGUUUCUCCAAUAAACAUGUUUCUCAAGCACUGCAUUCUCUCAAAUACUGGAAUAAUGGUGAGAACCAUCUUAUAUUUAAUAUGUUGCCUGGAUCGGCACCAAACUAUCAUUCCGUUGUCGACCUCAACACGGGGAAGGCAAUUAUAGCAGGAGCUGGCUUCGAUACAUGGUCAUUUAGAUAUGGCUUCGACGUUUCCAUCCCAGUGUACAGUCACACAGCAGAGAAGAUUGACAGCUCUCAACCAGAGCAGAAGAAUUAUCUAAUCAUAUCAACCCAGUUGAAUAUACCAAAACAUUACUUAGAAGUACUGCAGAAUAUAGCGUCCUCAUCUAAUGAUUUGUUAUUAUUAGACACAUGCAAAUCAGAAUCAGGAAGAGUAGAUUAUGAUAAACGUUGUGAAUAUAAAACGGGUAGAAUGUUCAACUACCCAGAUGUGUUAAAAGAAGGCAUGUUUUGCCUUGUUGUACGUAGUGCAAGACUGACUCAAGCCAUACUGAUGGAUGUGCUAGCAUCUCAAUGUAUACCAGUGGUGAUCACAGACUCUGUAGUGAUGCCGUUCAAUUCGCAUGUGGACUGGAAUCGAAUAGCUUUAUUCGUACCUGAAGAUAACGUGAAAAAUAUAGUGAAAAUUGUACAUUCAGUUAGUAAGGAGAGACGCGGCGAGCUGUAUUGGCAACUGCGAUGGGUGUACGAUAAAUAUUUUGCUAGUAUAGAGAAGAUGAUAUUGACUACGUUAGAAAUAUUAAAUGAAAAAGUGUUCCCAUUAGCAGCUAGGAUGUAUGAAGACUGGAACAUGCCUGUACAUUUAUAUGGUCCCGUGAACCCGCUAUUUCUGCCAGUGACAGCGCCCAAAGCGCCAGGCUUCACCGCGGUCAUACUCACCUACGACCGCGUUGAUAGCCUCUUCACCCUGGUCAGGAAGCUUGUGAGGACGCCGAGCCUUGCCAAAAUACUCGUCGUAUGGAACAACCAGAAGAAGGCGCCCCCUCCAUCGUCCGAGUGGCCGGUGAUCAACAAGCCCCUGAAGGUGAUACGAACCAAGGAGAAUAAGCUGUCGAACAGAUUCUUCCCGUACGACGAAAUAGAGACUGAAUGUCAGCUGACUAUUGAUGAUGAUAUUGUCAUGUUAACGCCUGACGAGUUGGAGUUUGGUUUCGACGUGUGGCGCGAGUUCCCCGACCGUAUAGUGGGGUUUCCGUCCAGACUGCACGUGUGGGACAACGCGACCAACUCCUGGCGUUACCACAGCGAGUGGACCAACCAGAUCUCUAUGGUGCUCACUGGUGCCGCGUUCCACCACAAGAUCUGGUCCUGGUACUACACGUACAAGAUGCCCCCGGAGAUCCGGCUCUGGGUGGACGAAAACUUCAACUGCGAGGAUAUAGCCAUGAACUUCCUCGUUGCUAACGUCACUAGGAAACCGCCAAUUAAGGUGACACCCCGAAAGAAAUUCAAAUGCCCCGAAUGUACAAACACGGAGAUGCUAUCAGCGGAUGCGCGCCACAUGUCUCAGCGUUCAGCAUGCGUGGAUCGGUUCGCUGCCAUCUACGGACAGAUGGCGCUACAAGCGGUCGAGUUCCGAGCAGACCCGCUGCAGUAUCGGGAACCGCCGUCCGGAGUGCCGCAUCUCUAUCCCGAGAUUGGUGCGCUGUAA